ACAACAGCUGAGAUCUGAGCCGACAAACGUAAACGGAGUGUGCAUGAGUGAACCAACCUCACCGGUAUUUCAUACUUUAUCACCAGAUUUCGAAGCGAAACGACAAAAUAUUCAACUAUUGACCGUCUCUUUCAUGUUCUUGAGGAACAGGCUAAUAUAAGACCUACAGAACCCAAGUUGAACCUCUUAAUCUGAACCUUCAUAUUUUCCUGCUGAAAUGUCACAUGAUCCAUCUUCCUGCCUUUAGUAGCCAGCUACGUAUUCAAGGACCUGUACCUAGGCUACACAUAUGCUGCAAUAGUGAGCUCCAUUCACUACUACACAUCCUGCUUGCCCAACUUGCUGAAACUGUUACAUUCCAUCAUAGAAUAGAAUAGGUGGUCUGCAGAAUAAGCCAAAAUCAGACAAUAAACCAAAAUCAGACAAUAAACAUGGCUUCUCAGGGGCCAGUGUCCUCUCCGCAGAAUCCCAGCGGUCAGUCGUCCAUACUAAGUGGUCAACAACCCAAGGAGAGCUUGAGCACCCAUUCCUUUGGCCAUACCAUGGCCAUUCUUCUGGACAGACAGAAAGUAAAGCUAUGUCGAUCCUUGUGCAGACGCGGUGUUGUUCUCUUCCUUAUUGGCAUUGUGAUGGCUCUUGUACUUAAUCUUCUUCAAGUCCAGAAUAAUGUCACCUUGUUCCCCCCUGAGACUCUGGACAGUAUUUCCUCCUCGGCCUGGUGGGUUGCACCUUUCUGUGGCUCUGCUGCUGUUCUUGUUGGCCUCCUCUACCCAUGCAUAGAUGAUAAGCUUGGAGAGACGCCAUAUUACAAGAGAGAGUGGUCCCAUGUCAUGCGAUGUCUUGCCGUCUUCGUAGGAAUUAACCAUGCUUGUGCUAAAAUUGAAUUUGGCAAUAAUCUCCAAUUUUCUCUGACAUUGGCUGCAAUGUCCCUCGGUCUAUGGUGGCUCUUUGACCGAUCGAGGAGUGGGUUUGGUCUUGCCCUCACCAUUGCCUUCUUAGCCACUCUCAUCACACAACUCCUUGUCUAUAAGGGAGUUUACAGGUACACUGAACCCGACUUCCUUUACGUGCGUUCUUGGCUUCCAUGUGUGUUCUUCUCAGGAGGUGUAACAAUAGGCAAUAUAGGCAGACAGCUUGCAUUGGUUGACCGUCAGUUUGCAAAGGAACACAUGAGUUGAAUUCAUUAGAAUGGAAGAAAUAGACUUCUAUUAUGAGAUUAUUCUUGAGACAAAGAACUGACAACUGCAGCUGAAUGUAGAAAUGCAAGCGAAGAGGCUAGAUGUCGCCGAAAGCAUAGCAAGAUGGCUUCAGAAGCUGAUGGCAUAUACAGACUGGAACAACUGCAUGUCGGCUUGUAUGUAGCAUGAUAAAAUUUGCUCUCUUGAGGACAUAAUUUAUAUGCUGCAUGUUGCAUUGAUGUUGGAACACUGCAGAUGAGCCUUGGCAAGUAAAUGACAUCUGAAUAGUUCUGCGACAUCUGUAACAGCUGCGUGAAUACUGCCGAAAGAUAUCCAUAGAGCUGCAUUGGUGCCUUCUGCUUAGUCAUUUCUUAUGGAGCAAUUGUUGCAGGACAGCAGGGUUGAGAUGCGACCUAUUAAUGCAGUAUUUAAGAGCUUUUGAUGCAGACGUAUGUUGUAACGUCUAUCAUGGCAUGAUUAUUCAAGGGAACUGAUUGCCCAUUGGCUACUUAGCUGCUUCCUGCAUCCAGAUCGGACAAUGUAUUUCCUGAGAAUUGACUCUUCGCUUAGGAGGACAGGGAGUAGAGACUUAUUUGUUAAGUGUUAUGCGCUAUACAGAAACUGACCAUUAUUAUUUUUUUAUUAUUAGAUAUGAGCAUGCAUCUUGAUUGCUAAAGCUCUCGGUUCUCUUCACCGUGUAGGAGAACAUUGACGUUUGGUACUUAGCUGUACUUUUACCCAAGAUGUGCCAUGAUUGAGAUUUACAGAGUGUUAAGAAAACAGUACCUGUAAGCUUUUCCUGCCAAACCUGUGGACAUCUGCGCUAAGCCACAUGUAAUAUUUUGACCUGUAACAGGACACAAAUGUGACUCCAAACUUAAUAACUUGAAGCUGCAGCCAGUGUUGCGCAGAUGGUUACUUACUCUAGGGUCUUCCAAAUUUAGAUCCACCCAUACUUUGAAUUUGUCCAUAAGGAUGUUCACUCGCACCAUUUCAAGUUUAUAGUAACUUGGUCUAAAAACUGUUCGCCUACAUCUUAGAUAGUUUAAUACCCCUUUCGUCCAACUCUCAGUCUAAUUCCGAGAUGGUCCGAUUUCCACUUUGUCUUUUCAAUAUGUUCUACUUUGUCAAAUUGAAGAUUUGAUUCCAUAACCAGGGCCCCAUGGCAUACAAGUUACUAUGAUGGUAACUUUGCCAUCCAAUGGUAACUUCCCUGAAAUCCUUGAUUCUGAUUGGCUGCUUAGCAUUGUUACCAUGGUAGUUGCCAUUGGAUGGCAAAGUUCCUAUAAUGGUAACUAUUAUGCAACAGAGCCCAGGUCAACUAAUAAAAAUUGGGUAUAGCCUGACUGGGACUAAGACAAAAUGGUAAAUGGGUCGAAUGGCAUGUGGACCAAAUGGUUAGUACAUGAACUGGUUGUAGGUGAACUGGGAUUAGACCAAAUGGAAAGUGGAACCAAUUGGAUGUAGACUGAGUGACAAUUUACCUUUCAUUAAUGCGCUAUGGGGGUUAAAUGUAUUUAUAAAGGUACUCAUGAGUCAAGUUUGUGAACAAUUGAGAUCUUGAGUACCUAAAAGUGAUUUUUUUCCUUCAAAGGUAUUUAAAAAGUUAGUUUUGGACAAAGUAUCUUAACAGACUACUUUUACGUAUCUUGAAAGGUGUUUUCAUUGUAUGGAUAUUUACUUACAUAUACUCUUACGGUUUUGAAGGCCUAACAUAGUAAGAAAUUACAGGAAAUUAUUUUGUCAUACCAUCGUGAAAUGACCUCACACAUCUAUGAUUGUGUGUGUUAUGCUUAAAGUGUGCUUUGAUGUUGUAUAAAUAUAUAUAUUAUAUAUUCAAGACUUCCAUUGUAAAAAUGAAAAAUUUCGGAAAAUUUAACACACAUCAAAACAGUGUUACAUUUUUUGAACUGUUGAACAGUUGUAGUUAAUGAGAUGAGGAAGAAGUCUUCUUUUUGCCAUUUCUGAGCCUUUACUUCAUCUGUACACAGCAUGUUAAACUUUUCAGCCACAAGCUAAAUACUUGAUAUCACGAGAAAUGAAAUACUACGACGAGAAAUCGUCCCCAAAUCCGAUUAAUGUCAGCAAGUGCUGUCUCCGCAUAUUCAGACGUAGUUCGUAAACAUGCAAAAUAAUAGUGUUUUAAACGGAGACAAAGUUCAUUGAUGAUUACUAUUAUCUCAUUGACAAAAGAGUUUAGAAAGAUAACAAACUCCGUCCCAAUAUUUUGAUCUCUCUUCUCCAUGUACAUCAAGUAACUACUGAAAGAAAUGCUAGUACUUGGGCCAAUAAAGAAUGUUUCUGAAACAAAGACAAAGUUCAUUGAUGAUCGCAGUACAAUUAUCUUAUUGACAAGUAUAGAUAACAAACUCCACCGUAAUAUUUUGAUCUCUCAUCAGGCAACUACUGAAAAAAAAUCUAGCACUUAAGAAUGUUUCUAACCAGAGACAAAGGUCAUUGAUGAUUACGAUUAUCUCAUUAACAAAGAGUUUAGAAAGAUAACAAACUCCGUCCCAAUAUUUUGAUCUCUCAUCAGUUAACGACUGGAAGAAAUGCUAGCAUUUGGGCUGAUAAACUUUUGUAUACAAAGUGCAGUACCCUCUAACAGACCUGCCAACCAGUACGUUUUGUUAAAACCAGGGUGAAGAUAUUCACAUUUUUAAUGUUUUUUUUUUUCAUCUGCAAGAGCAGUGCGCAUUUUAGCUUGCAUGCAGCUUGAGCGCCGCGAUGAGCGAGUGCGCCAAGCAUUUUAUUAUGAAAUACACUUUUUUGGGGAAAUUUUUUUUUUAAAAUCACAGAAUACAGUUUUUCAUUCCCAGAGGUUGGCAGGUCUGCAUAUUUAUCUCACACGGUAAAAAUACUGAUUUUUUUGUCAAAAUACUGAUUUUUGGGGAUAAGAAUACUGAAAAUGCAAAAUACAACUUGGCAGCUCUGCUCUAAUCAAAUAUUUAUGAUAAUGACUUGCUGUUUUGUUGUCUUCACCGAUGCUGGGGGAUGUUUCACAAAGAGUCAAGUGUGACGUAGAGUCGCACUUGAAUUCCCAGUUGCAUGUGGUAUAAAAGGCAUCACCGUAUUGGUCAUUCAUGAGAAGAGGACGAGCGUUGCUUGUGAUCAAUGAGAUUGUGCAUUUCAUAAUAUGCCCUUGCGGCACUAAGCACAACUUUAAAUCGGACACUUAAAACCUUUGUGAAACACCCCCAGAAAUGCAGUGCUGCUUUGAUAGUGUAUGUGUAUCUCAAAGUCUGAAAACAUAGAUAAUGGUUUUAAGCAUUUAUUGCUGAAUUCAUGUCUUUUCUCAUGGCUGUGUACUUGUGACGCAGUGCUGAAAGUUUUACAAAAUGAAAGAUGUUCAGGGUUUCGGAAAACCUGCCGUCAUCUAAUUACAUUCUUUCUUUGCUUUAGGCUAUUUAUUGGUCAUCUAGCAAUACAUGUAGGUUAUCCUAUUUGAAACCAACUGGGUUCAUUUUGCAGAUACAGUACCUUGCAGGUUAUAUUAAGUUUAAUGAAUUUAAUGAUUAUGUCUUGCUGUCCAACAUAUUUAUUAUUUUUCCUUCCAAGCUUUUCAUGUUAAUUUAUCUAUUUACAGUUAUCUUCCGUUUCUGUUAGCUGCUUUGUCAAUUUGCCUCAAUUUUUGUUUGCUGCUUCAUUUAAUUUCUUUGGAAGGAAAGGAAUUUCUUGUCUGGAUUACAAUGUGCCAUUAAUCCAGUGUCUAAUAUAACUCAUACCUGCCAAGUAUUCCUAAUAGGUAGGAACAUUCUUAUUUUGGGGAAUGAAAAUUGCCAUCUUAACGUGUGUUCUGUCAGAAAAACAAACUAUGUAGUAAUGAAUGGGGAAUUUAUGAAUGUUCCUACUUCUGGGAAUUGUGUAAUCUGUUCCUAUGUGUUCCUAUGUGUUGGCUGUCUCGGGUGGCAGGUAUGAAAUUAAAUCAGAUUUAGAGGUGUUUGUACCAUAAUACAGCUACAUGUAGAUAAAAGUAUGUGUACAAUCGACCUUUGAUAAAGCAAACAAUCACCAAAGUUGAAUUGAAUUCUAGGGCAUACUGCAAAUCAUGUUUUAUUUACCUCUUCUAUGUCAGAUUUUGCCCAGGUUCAACAGAUAUUUGUGUUUCCAGUACAUGCAGGUUUGAAUUUGAUUGCCUCACUUGUAGUUAUUUAUUAAAAAGUGGUUCAUCAGAACUUGCCAUGUUUAGAGUAAGGGUGAUGCUUCAUCAACAAUAUUCAGGGAGUGAAAAAACAUGGCUGCCCCCAAACUGAGAAAUUGGAUCAUCUUGCCUUUGACAUCUCUUAGUGCGUCAUCAAGGGUAUCCCUGUGAACAUUUGGAGGGAACUAGCAUCUGUCACCUGAUAAAAUUUAUUCUUAUCAUGAUUUUUAGAUAACUGUGUACAUGGGUAUGAAAAUCCAUAGAUGUGUCCAUGGUAUUAUAGGGCUGACAAGAAGCAUUUCACAAUUCUUGGGUCUGCUUUGUAAAGACUAGUGAUGGAUCCUAUUAAAAGGUGAAUCAAGAUUUCUAAAGUUCCUGUCAAGUAGACAAUUUGAAUUAUUAUUAUAUAUUGAGUUUAAUUUUAAUCUACUGCAACUCUUUGUAAGAUGGAUCACAGUAUCUUUCAAUCAUUUCCACCUGGUUCAUCCCAAUUUCACUAAGUUCUUAACAUGGUUAGUAUACUUAGGAUGCACACAAUUCAUGAAUUGAAGUUGUGACCUAGUUGAAAUUCUGGUUUGGAAAUAAAAUUACUUUUUUGGAAGAAUGAUGAAAAGGCUUAUUUAGACACAAUGAAAUAAGCUCGGCAACAUUUUGCUGUACAAAGUCAAAGGGAUGUUUUCAAUAGACUCCAUUAGGUUAAAUCACUACACAAGUAUAUUUGACAUCGAAAGAGAAGUAAAAUGGUAUAAAGAUAUUUUCUAAUGUAUUCACAUUUUUCCAUUUUAAACAUGGGAUGAGUCUGUUUGACUUCUUUAUGGUCACGAUAUGGGAGUCCCAAGAAGCUGCCAUUCAUAUUGGGAAGAUACAACAAUACACAUAUUUUUAUGUUUGUCAUGUUCAUUAUGUGUAUGUUAUAUAUAUUUCAGAAAUUACUUAUGUUUCACAAUGUAAGUAGUUUAGAUGCCAACAGAAUGCAAUUAUGUGAGUGAUUCAACCAAACUAUGUAUAAAUGGCAAUACAUAUUGUGAUUUCUACUCAGAUUUAUGUAUCUUUGCGUCACAUAUGAAAUCUUUUAUCUUAAUGAAUAAAAUUGUAUUGAAAUUUA
Messenger RNA from Lytechinus pictus (painted urchin), 6424 nucleotides. RefSeq names its product insulin-induced gene 2 protein-like. Gene Ontology annotation, cellular component: endoplasmic reticulum; SREBP-SCAP-Insig complex. Lineage: Eukaryota; Metazoa; Echinodermata; Echinoidea; Temnopleuroida; Toxopneustidae. The coding region runs from base 432 to 1178 and encodes 248 amino acids. Gene Ontology annotation, biological process: SREBP signaling pathway; cellular response to insulin stimulus; cholesterol biosynthetic process. The transcript is spliced from 7 exons. The record is from RefSeq and is a predicted model, not a curated record.